This is a messenger RNA of Sinocyclocheilus grahami, 587 nucleotides long. RefSeq names its product tetratricopeptide repeat protein 21B-like. The transcript has 4 exons. Gene Ontology annotation, biological process: protein localization to cilium; intraciliary retrograde transport. The coding region runs from base 195 to 587 and encodes 130 amino acids. Gene Ontology annotation, cellular component: intraciliary transport particle A. Lineage: Eukaryota; Metazoa; Chordata; Actinopteri; Cypriniformes; Cyprinidae. The record is from RefSeq and is a predicted model, not a curated record.
ACAUAUAAUGGCAGCGUGUUUAAACAGACGUGAGUAAUCAAUUUCAGAAGAUCGGUUGAAAUCAAUAACACAGGCGCCGCUGUCUGUGUUUGAUUAUUAUUCCCGCGCAGGUGGUUGCCUCACGUAAGUGUCCGUUAUUUUAAAUCACAGAUGCCGUUGGAGUUGUCGAUUAAGUUUAAUCAUCCCGAUUAAAUAUGUCAGAAAGCGACCAAACGUGUUUGCCGUUAAUAAUUUAUUACACGAGGGAGAAAUAUUACAGACAUGCCGUAAAUACAGCUGUGAAGAGUUUAAAGUUGUACGAUAAUGAUCCAGUGCUCCGGUUCUUCAAAGCUUUUGCAACUCUGAUGGAAGGUAACACACAGGAGGCUUUGAGAGAGUUUAUUCAGCUGAGAGAUCAUCCUCAUCUGUGUCUGUGUUCAACAGCAGCUCUCAUCUACGCACACAAGCGCUCUGAAGCUAUUGAUCUAGAAGCUGUGAAGCAGCUGAACUGGGAGCUGAAGCUGUCUGGAUCUGCAGCCGGUGACAAGGCGUUGUAUUACGCAGCUUGCCUUAUAACAAACAAACUGGCUUUAAACAAAAAUAUCUAG